Molecule: messenger RNA, 1998 nt
Organism: Didymosphaeria variabile
Lineage: Eukaryota; Fungi; Ascomycota; Dothideomycetes; Pleosporales; Didymosphaeriaceae
Exons: 4
Coding region: 1-1998 (665 amino acids)
Biological process (GO): dephosphorylation
Molecular function (GO): alkaline phosphatase activity
Source: RefSeq, a predicted model, not a curated record
AUGGCCGUCUUCUCCAAGGUUGUUGGUGUCGCGGCAGCUGCCCUUGUGAGCGCUGUCUCGGCGCAGUCGUUCCAAAGAUUGGGCACUUGCCCAACUCUUGGUUGCGUCUUCCCGCCUGACCAGGCCGACUUCCUCGCUGGCCAGUACUUCGACAUUCGUCUAGAGGUCCAUGCUCCUCAGAACGGCUCCGAGGCGAUUGGCCUCCCGGCGGAUGAGGCCUUCACCUUCACCAUUGCCAAGGGUGAUGGCGAGGCAAAGCCAGUGACCGAUUUCUUCGGCGUGGAGGAUGCGAAGCUUGAGAACUGGACCUUUACUUACUUUGAGGACUACUUCGCUCGCGAUGCGAAGACUCCUUCGCUCGUUGAUGUGCGAUCCAAGGCGUACCGUCGCCUCGCACUCUACGAACCGGGCGAGUACACCGCAACGCUCAACUACAACAACGGCAGCAGUACCAAAGCCACAUGGCUCGUACGCGACCUUGCAGAGGAGCGCAAAGCCAAGAAUAUCAUCCUCUUCAUUGGUGACGGCAUGACGACCAAUAUGAUCACCGCUGCCCGCUUGAUCGGUCACAAGACCAUCAACGGAAAGUACCAGACCAGAAUGCAGAUGGACAAGUUCCCAGUUCUUGGCCACCAGAUGACACACUCAAUCGACUCUUUCAUCACCGACUCGGCCAACUCCGCGUCUGCUCUUUACACUGGCCACAAGAGCUCCGUGAACGCUCUUGGGGUUUAUGCGGACAGCAGCAAAGAUCCCUUCGAUGACCCCAAGGUCGAGACCAUCGCCGAAAUCUUCCACCGUCUGACUGGUGGACACGUCGGUAUCGUCUCCACUGCCUUCCUUGCCGAUGCUACUCCGGCCGGUCUCACUGCUCAUACGCGUGCCCGCAGCGAGUACGGUGCUGUUGUCGACUCUUUCCUCAACGGAAUCACCAACUACACCUGGACCGAGUGGGAUGGCCCUGAUGUCCUGUUUGGUGGAGGUGCUGAGCAGUUUUACUCUCCCGAACUCGGCGGUGUCACCUACCAGAACAAGACGUACUAUGACGAGUUCGCGAAGAAGGGCUACCAGGUUCUCCAGAACCGCACUGCACUCUUGGCUGCUCCGAGCAACGAGAAGGCUCUUGGUGUCUUCACGUACUCUAACAUGGCCAAGUGGCUCGACCGCAACGUCUACCGCGAGAACCUUAACCAGUCGCUAUCUCCUACCGGUGACAAGACCGCUGCUCUUGACCAGCCCGGCCUCAAGGAUAUGACCCUGAAGGCUAUCGACAUCCUAUCCGAGCGCUCCGGCGACAAGGGUUUCUUCUUGAUGUCUGAGGCGGCCUCGAUCGACAAGAUGAUGCACGUUCUCGACUAUGACCGCGCUCUCGGUGAGCUUCUCGAGCUUGACGACACCAUCAAGGCUACCGUCAACAAGCUUAACGAAACUGGCUGCCUCGAGGAGACACUCAUCCUCGUUACUGCCGACCACGGUCACGGUUUCGACGUCAUGGGAUCUGUGGACACUAAGUACCUUGCUGCCCAGGACGAUCAGCGCAAGAAGCGCAACGCUAUCGGCACCUACCAGAACUCGGGCCUGUCGCAGUACCAGAGCACCGGUAAUCUUACCUACGUUGACUCCAACUUCCCGCGCAACUGGGAUCCCCGAUACACUCUCUUUUCUGGCUUGACUGCCAACCCUGACCACCGUGAGAACUACACGGUGCACAAGGACGGCCCACGUGAGCCGGCUGUGGAGCUCGAGGAGGACUCUGACGACUACUACGUCAAUCCAGAGGAUGCCGAGAACGGUAUCGAGAUCAACGGCAACCUUCCUGUGAGCAACGACCAGGGUGUGCACUCGCUUACCGACGUACCUGUGUUCGCUAUGGGACCGUGCCAGGACAAAUUUUCUGGUGUUUACAACAGCAUCGAUAUCUUUUUCAGCAUGGCGGAGUGCUUCGGUCUUGCGAGGGGCAGGGCGACGAACGGAACCGGUUACUCAACGGGUAACUAA